GGUGAAUAAAUGACAGAGCUCAGUUCUUGAGUCAGUCAGUGAUUCGCAGGUGGAUCAGACGCUGUAACAAACCAUGUAUCUCCUGUUGUUGGUCGGUGUGGUUCUGGGAGCUUACAUCAUCCUCACACAGACUCUCUUCAAAAGAUCCAAAUGCAAAGGAAACGCAGCGAUGGCCGGGAAGACCGUCAUCAUCACAGGAGGCAACACCGGCAUCGGUAAAGCCACGGCUCUGCACCUGGCCAGGAAGGGAGCCAGAGUGAUCCUGGCCUGUCGUAACCGGGACAAGGCCGAGGCUGCUAUCAGAGAUAUACAACAGGAUACAGGAAGUACUGAUGUGCUCUACAUGCAGUUGGACCUGGCCAGUCUGAAGUCCGUCCGCUGCUUUGCCAAAACGUUCCUGAAAACUGAGUCCAGGCUGGAUCUGCUCAUCAACAACGCUGGUCUGGUAGCUGACGGGCGGACGGAAGACGGCUUCGGCAUUGGGUUUGGGGUGAACCACCUGGGUCACUUCCUGUUGACCUGCCUGCUGCUGGAUCGUCUGAAGGAGGCGGAGGAAGCUCGAGUGGUCUCUUUGUCCUCCAUGGCUUACCGCUGGGGACACAUCGACUUCAACGCUCUGGAGGCAAACGGACACCUGGGCACCGGCAGGUACAGCUGGCAGUUCUUCCACGCCUACUGCAACAGUAAACUGUGUAACAUGCUCUUCACCCACGAGCUCGCCAAGAGGCUGAAAGGAACCAACGUCACCUGCUACAGCGUCCACCCAGGUGUUGUUCGGACCGAGCUUUCACGUAAUGUCAGCCUGUGGCAGAAGGUUUUCAUUGAGCCCAUUGCCCAUCUGCUGUUCCUGGACCCGGAGGCCGGAGCUCAGACCACUCUGCACUGCUGUCUGCAGGAGGGAAUCGAACAUCUGAGCGGACGUUACUUCUCCUGCUGUGCCGUACAGGAAGUAUCUGCGCGGGGCCGAGACGACGCUGCGGCCCGGAAACUGUGGGAGGUCAGCGAAAAGCUCUGUGGACUCUCUAAAGGUGGAAUAACCACAAAGGACUUUUAAGAUCUUAAAUGGAUUGUUAAGUCAGUGAGCUAUGAACUGUCCCUCUGCUGAAAGCGGUUUACUCUGGGGUGAUAAGUUUGUCUUGUCUAUACUUUUUUAGACCUGUAUGUCUAUGGUCCAUACUAUUACUAAUAAUUAUAAUAAUAAUUUGUACAUGUCUAAUUAUGUUGUGUUGUUCCUUUUUAAAUUGAAGUAUCGCUCUGAUCAUGUUAUUUAGGACAUGUUCUGCUGCCACCACCCAGUGGUUGAUGUCUGAAACAUUAACAUUUAAUCAUUCUCUGGACAGCAAAAGACUGACAUACAGACGGAUAAGAAUAUUGAGUGUGUUAGAGCCUCUAGAAUAGUGGUUCUCAAACGUUUUCUUGUCAAGGACCCCUAAACUGACACAAAUUAGACCAUGGACCCCCAUUUGAUACAGUUUUGUCCCAGUUUCUUUUAUUUUUUCUUUUAUAUGUUUUGUUACAGAACGUUUAUGCAACCCAUGACCAAAAUAGUAAUACGUUUUUUUAUUGUGUUACUUAUGGAUGGAAUGUAUAGUGAAAAUAAAUUAUUCCCCUUGUUGCUGGUGACCCCUUGUGGGUCCCCGGACCCCACUUUGAGAACCACUGCUCUAGAACAGCUUCAAUGAUCCUUGUCAUUAGGCCUUUUUUCUCUGUACAGACUACACAAAGUUUAGUUUUAUGUGUAUAGGAGUGCAAACUUGAAUGCAAACUUGAUGGGUAACUUUCAUUCUUUCCUCAAUUUUUCUGUCUAUAUGUGACUGGGGGGGGGGGAGAAAAUAGAUACAGCAUAGUAUCAUGAUAUUUGCCAUGGCAAUACUGUAUCGGUACACAGUCGCCAAGUAUCGAUAUUUUAUUAUAUAAAUUGCAGAUGGGA
Micropterus salmoides (largemouth bass) is the source of this 1930-nucleotide messenger RNA. Its product is annotated as dehydrogenase/reductase SDR family member 13-like. The coding region runs from base 74 to 1054 and encodes 326 amino acids. The transcript is spliced from 6 exons. Lineage: Eukaryota; Metazoa; Chordata; Actinopteri; Centrarchiformes; Centrarchidae. The record is from RefSeq and is a predicted model, not a curated record.